Molecule: messenger RNA, 1753 nt
Organism: Daphnia pulex (common water flea)
Lineage: Eukaryota; Metazoa; Arthropoda; Branchiopoda; Diplostraca; Daphniidae
Exons: 9
Coding region: 59-1720 (553 amino acids)
Source: RefSeq, a predicted model, not a curated record
GACUUUCCAUCUCUGUGACAGUCGUCGACAGGUUACACUAACUUUGACAAAAGACGAAAUGUCAACAGUUUCUCUAAUUCUUUGCUUGGCUUUGAUGCUACACGUCACUAGUGCUUGUGAUGGACCAAACGAGCAGCAGCAAUUAGCGGCUUCCAGACAGCAAUCGGACGAGUAUUUCGCAAAUGCUUAUGGAUUCACUCCGGAAACGUGGAGCGCAUUUUCCUACCAGCCGUCAAACCCUUACUACGCUCCUGAAUAUUCCGGUCACUACGAAGGGCGAACGUCCAUCAACAGCCCACAACCUAUUAACGAGAAUAAUCCAUUUAACAAAUACUUUGCCAACAGUAAUGAAGUAGAGCAGAGCCAAGCAGAAAAUCGUUUCCUGCUCGGUGGUUUGGGUGCCAAUUUGAUCAACACGGGGAUCUUCAACAACCGUUUCACUCCGGCCAAUACGUGGAGGCCCUUCCAAAAUCUGGCCAACAGGUUCCCGGCAGCCAUUACUUUGAAUCCCAACAUUGGCGAUCCGCUCACCACCUUCGACGCUUGUAAAUCUCCCACCGGCGAAGAUGGAAUCUGCGUUCCGGGAAGCGUUUGCUCUUUAUUCCGCGGUCGGCCUAGCGGCUCGUGCGUCUUUGGAAAAGUCUGCUGCAUCAAUACCAUCACUACUUGCGGAGGUACGGUUACCUUAAACAACACGUUCUGGCAAUCUCCAUCAACAGCCGUGAAUUCGCCUUCCACUUGCGCGCUGACUGUCCGGAUGGACACCAAAUUGGUGGAACAAAUAAAGAGGCCCAUUUGCCAAGUCCGUUUGGAUUUCAUUUCCUUCACGACCGCUCAGCCAACCGUCGGCACAUGUUCAGACACUUUUGUGGUCGGCGGAUCGGCUUCCUCGACGCCCGUCAUUUGCGGUGACAACACCGGACAGCACAUGUACCUUGACGUUCCUUCUUCCGCAAUUACUCCAACCGAUAUCCAGCUGAUGUUCAGUUUUGCAGCUGGCGUAACAGCUACCCGUUCGUGGAACAUCAAAAUCGCGAUGCUUCCGUGCGGGGCUUCCUAUCUCGCUCCGGUGGAUUGUCUCCAGUAUUUCUCCUCGGCUACUGGAAAAGUCAAAUCGUUCAACUGGCAGGACGUCACUAGCACCGCCACCCGCCAACUCAACAAUCAAAAUUACAACAUUUGCUUCCGGACUGAACUGGUUUCCGGACAGAGAGCGACCCAGAUGUGCGUUUCAGUUUGCCAGGUGAUAUCCGGCGGUGACGCAUUCCUCAUCACCACCGUAGCUCCCCCUCCCGCUCCCGUUCAAAAUCCCCCUCCCCCUGUCCCUCCCCAGCCUGAUGCGGCUCAAGUAGCAGCUGCUGCCACUUAUUCGGCCGUGGGUUCAACCAACGCUGCAGGAACUGUUGCCGUCUGCUUGUACGAUUUCCUACUCAUCGCCGGAGCUAGAGAUGCCACCGGAGUUGAAGCUGAUCGCUACUGUGGUGGUGCAUUAAAUCCAGCACCCUUGGGAGGAGCUCCUGUUAACCCCCUGGCGGAUGCUGUUCCUUUGGGUGGUUCACCUACUAGUGUCCAAGUUUGCUCUCCAGUCAGGCCAUUCAAGAUGACGUUCCGGACGGACAGCACUGAAGCAGCAGUGGCCGUUAAUGCACCGGCGGCUCCCGUUCCUGCAACAGCCGACACCGGGAAUACUGGAUUCUGCCUUGAUUACCAAGAGCGAUAAACAAUCGAGGAAAUGAGACUUGCAUGAAAUAUC